Schistocerca piceifrons (Central American locust) is the source of this 536-nucleotide messenger RNA. Its product is annotated as beta-1,4-glucuronyltransferase 1-like. The transcript is spliced from 2 exons. Gene Ontology annotation, molecular function: glucuronosyltransferase activity. The record is from RefSeq and is a predicted model, not a curated record. Lineage: Eukaryota; Metazoa; Arthropoda; Insecta; Orthoptera; Acrididae. The coding region runs from base 129 to 440 and encodes 103 amino acids.
UCUUGAAAAUCCACAACAAAAAAGUUGUCUCAAAUGUGCUUAUGUAAUUCCUGUAUAUGAGAUAUCUUCAAAUGUUACAAGAAUUCCCUAUAACAAAACAGAAUUGACUAAGAUGGUAAAACAAAGAUAUGCAAGAGUCUUCCACUCAAAUGUCUUCUGGCGAAAACCAAUGGUUAUCGAACUUAUCUUACUGGGAAAAUCAAAAGGAAAGUUCAAAAAUGUCAGUAUCAUAUGAUGCUGGUAAAUAUUCCUUUUGGUAUGAACCUAUUUAUGUUGCACAAACAUCAGCACCUCUCUAUGAUGAAAGAUUUAUAGGUUACGGCCUUACAAGAAAUACACAGAUUUAUGAAAUGUAUUUAGAUGGAUGGAGUUUUAAGAUUUUAAAUAACAUCUUUUUAGUACAUUGGGAUUCCAAAAUCGGAGCAGUCAGAGUGCAUUGAGAAAGAAACAAGCAUUCGAUAAUUUUGCUGUUUUCAAGGACUUCCUUAGAGAAAAGACAGUGAAAUAUGACAAGGAUCCAUUGAACCUGUUGCAGA